GGGCGCAGCUGCGUUCAGAGAGGGGAGGAACUGUACAAGGGAAGCUAUACAAGGGAUUAAAUGUGUGUAACCCUCCCGUCUUUAAACGUUUAAUUAACAACACUAUUAUAUGUCAGGACGCUGGUUGAAUGUUUUCACAAUAAACGCCUAGACAACGAAAAUAAUUUCGCCGUAGAAAUAAGAGACUUAUAAAAUGGCUAGCAGUUGGCUCAUUUUGUUUAUCUGGAGACUCUGGGAAAGAUAUUCGUAAAAAUAUUUCCUGAACUGAAGUGCGUCUUCAAAACACCCAGAGCGCCUGCGCAGGCACGCAAAGCAUUCUGGGCUUUGUAGUUUUGACCUCUAACAUUGGCGUGCUGUGGCAACGAUGUCAACAAAAGAAGAUUCAGAAGGAAGGAAAGGUUCUCACCAAACCGAGCUUUACUCAGAGGUCCCUGCAUCAUGCCUGCCUAUUGUCUAUUCUCCAAUGUACAACAUCACCUUCAUGGGUCUGGAAAAGCUGCACCCCUUUGAUGCUGGCAAAUGGGGCAAAGUCAUUCACUUCUUAAAAGAGGAGCAGUUUAUUACAGAUGAGACCAUUGUUCCAGCCCGGGAGGCCAGUGAGGCUGAUCUUCUUGUGGUUCACACUACACGUUACCUGAACAGACUCAAGAACGCUGUCGUGGAGGGCCCCAGAGAGUGGUCUCUGGUGGUUGCCACCAUCACGGAAAUCCCACCUGUACUGUUCCUGCCCAACUUUCUGGUACAGCGCAAAGUUCUGAAACCACUGCGUACACAAACGGGAGGAACCAUCAUGGCUGGGAAGCUGGCGAUGGAAAGAGGAUGGGCAAUUAAUGUGGGUGGCGGUUUCCAUCAUUGCUCCAGUGACAAAGGAGGAGGUUUUUGUGCCUAUGCUGACAUCACAUUAGCUAUCAAGUUUCUCUUUGAGAGGGUGGAAGGAGUAGCAAGGGCCACCAUCAUCGAUCUAGAUGCCCAUCAGGGAAAUGGACACGAGCGGGAUUUCCUGGAAGACAGACGCGUUUACAUAAUGGAUGUUUAUAAUCGCCACAUCUAUCCAGGAGACGGAUAUGCAAAGAGGGCGAUUAAACGAAAAGUAGAGUUGGACUGGGGCACAGAAGACAUGGAGUACCUCCAGAAGGUGGAGCUCCACACGGAAGGUGCGCUGAACGAAGUACGGCCAGACAUCAUCAUCUACAACGCAGGCACGGACAUCCUCGAUGGAGACCCUCUCGGAGGUCUGGCUAUAUCCCCACAGGGUAUAGUUAAGAGAGAUGAAAUUAUCUUCAGGGCUGCUUGCCGCAGAGGGAUCCCUAUCCUCAUGGUGACCUCAGGGGGAUACCAGAAGAAGACUGCCCGCAUAAUCGCCGACUCCAUCCUGAACCUGCGCAGGCAGGGUUUGAUUGGUGGAGAAGCUUCAGAGGAGGCGGGACCUUCACAUGUGUCACUCAUGAUGAGCAAGUCUAUGUCAUCAGAGGCCACAUUCAGCGGCAUUUAAAUUUUCCUGAUUUUGGGGCUUGUCGAGCUACACCUGCAGCGACUGAUGCAGACAUUUAGAACAAGUAAAUAAUGUUGAUGAAUCGAAUGGUUUAGGUGGACUAAGAUUGACUCAGGAUCAACGUUUUCCAAAUUUUACACUCUUAUAAAUGGCUUGAAGUAAAGGAUUAAGAGUUUUUCCCAGUUUUUCCCCAUUUAUAAAAAAAGAAAAAUACUGUGUUUUAUGCAAUGCUUGUUUUGCACAUUAGGUUUGUGAAACUCUUUAAUUCAGUGGUUCUCAAACUUUUUCAUUGUAAGGUCCCCUUUGUGUUAAGUGCAUCGCUUUGCGGCCCCCCAUAUAAAGACGUAUAAUCUUAAACUUAGAAUUUUAAUUAAACCAAAAACAUUCAGUUAUACAAUGCUGGAACCUCAAUUCGUUUGGUUGGUGGUGUCAUUUUUCUGAUGUUUUAUUGCAUAAAAUCUAUGAUAAAUUUCUAUAUUUCAUAAAAUGCCACAAAAUCUGUGGCUCCCUGGAUCCAUCUUGGGGCCCCCCAGGGGGCCACGGCCCCCAGUUUGAGAACCACUGCUUUAAUUAGUGCCCACCAGUUGGAUAUUGAAAAGGGAAUUGAUUUAUUUUCAAUUUAUGCACUCAAGGUCUAUUGUAUAGUCAUACGUUUCCCUGCAACUCCCCAGGUUGAGAAAACAGUUGAUUUUAUCAAGCAUUUUAGAGGCAGCUCUCUCCAACAUAGAUUAGAUUUCUUUUAUUCGAUAAAUGAAAUUAUGACAUUAUGAAUAUAUUUCAGAUUCAUUACAGGACAGGUUUCUCAUUGCUUUGACCUGCUCUGCUAUCAUGCCUUAAAUAAUUCCAUGACAUUAAAUGAAAGCUGCUCUUAAGACGUGCUUUCGUGACCAAUCGGUUUUAGCAGCACGCCAGAAUUCUCAUUUGUGUGCAUCAGCAGGUGGACCGCUGUCGGGCUGAGAACUCUCUUGUCAUAUUACGGUUGGCAGACUUUUGAAAUGUCUUCAGGCAGGGGCCGGGGCUUUCUCUAUUAGAAUGAAACUCUUUAUUGGAGAGCAUGAGAGACGGUGGAGUUGGUUGGCAAUGGCAGUUCUUAAACUGAGAUUUGGCCUUCCUUAAUUUAGCAAAACAGUUCCUGUUGUUUAGAGAGUAUACAGAAGAUAAUGACACAUUUUUCUUUCUUUUUUUUCUUUUGUAUUCUGAUUUUCAAUUUACAUUCUCUCUCUUCCCUAGUUAGUUUCUUUGCACAUAUUUAUUAUUGGGUUGAUUGCCCUUUUAUAGGUCUGGCAAGUUUAUUUGAAAGUCCUUUAUUGAAUCAAGCCAUUUGGACAUAAUGGCAUAAUACAUUUUUGUUGAGCAUUUAUCCUCAUGUUCCUUUGGGGGAAAUUGUCCCUUGAGUGCGCGAUACUAUUCUAUAUUGUCGUGAAAGCUUAUUUGUAAAUAAAUGUAUAGUACAAUACAAUGUAAGUCGCUUUGGAUAAAAGCGUCUGCCAAAUGCGUAAAUGUAAAUGUAAAGUGCCACAUAAGAAUCCACAGGGAAGAGCAAGUCAAAUGGCCUUCCAGUACUUUCAUCAAUGCAUUGCUUUGAGAGCAUUGAUGGAUGGCAUAUGAUUAUGAAUGGGCGUUUGAAACGUAGGUUUGCAAGUUUUUUCCCUUUGUCUGAAAGCACUGUACCCCUUUUAAAUCAAGAACAAAUGUGCACAAAGGCCAAGCGCAGCUGGAUGAAGCUAUAGUCUCUGCCAGCUUUAAAUCUUUCCCUACCUCUUUGUGUAAUGUCUGAAUUGAUAGUGUGAACAACAGUGGAAUAUAAACUACAGAUUCACAUUUCUCAUAGGUCAUGUUCCACUGUUAUAAGUAGUUAUUGAUUUGCAGCAGUCCUACGCUUGCACAGAAACCAUUUUUGCUUAAGGAGGUACAGUACUGUAAUGUUAGUUGACGUCAACAGACGUUUGCACAGAACUUCUGGUUUUCACAUAACAGCCCCACAAGAUGCGUCUCAAUUCCCUAAAAAUGUAAAUACGUAUGUUCAGGUAUCAAACACCUGUCUGUUUCUCAUCUAGAGAUACACGAGAAGGGGUACGCUAGGUCAUCGAAAGCUUAGAGAUAAAUGUCCUUUAAGAAAUCACUGGUUUAAAGAGGUUCACAAUUGAGAAUAUCUCAUGCGUUUUUAUGUCUUUGGUUUAGGUUAUGAGUCUGUUUUCAAUGGGAUUGCACUCUUGCUGGAGGGAUCUUGGUAAUGGACACUAAUGAGAGUAGUAGGGCUCUUUUCCUUCCUUUUUUUGUCUCUAAUGAAAACCGUCGUAAGGAUGCAUGGGAAGGUCACAUGAAAGGCGUAAACCCUUUAGCUCUAGCCAGCAGCUUAAUGGCGUUGUACAUGAAAAGGUCCACAGUGGUCCUGGUUUCAUGUGGAUAGUGCUGGGAAAAGAACUCUUUUGGUUGUUGAUAAGAAUUGCAUUAACAUUAUUAUAUAAAAGUGUUUUGUUUUGUUUCUACGAACACUAAAUGUCUUAUGUACUUAAUGUGAAACAAAUGUUUAACAAUGUGUAUUUUAUUCUUUCUCUUAAAUUAUUUUUGAUAUAAAUUAGUACUCUUAUUUAACUCGCUACACAUUAAUAUGUUUAAACCUGUGUUUUACAUUUGUAAAUAUUCCAUUCAUGAAACUACUUAAGAGAGAUGGCGCUUUAACGUCUAACAAAAGUGCCAAAUGUGAUGUUUUCUCGUUGGAUUUAUGAUGUUUUUUUGUACCUGCACUUUUUGAAUACCAUUUCCAUGUAAGGAUUGGCAAAAUAAAUCAAAUCUAAAA
Triplophysa rosa is the source of this 4292-nucleotide messenger RNA. RefSeq names its product histone deacetylase 11 (gene hdac11). Gene Ontology annotation, molecular function: histone deacetylase activity. NCBI's taxonomy places the organism in Eukaryota, Metazoa, Chordata, Actinopteri, Cypriniformes, Nemacheilidae. The record is from RefSeq and is a predicted model, not a curated record. The coding region runs from base 365 to 1492 and encodes 375 amino acids. The transcript has 13 exons.